AUGACUAUCGAUUCAAUAUUUUCAGAUAUAAUAAAAGAAGAACCAGAUCCAAUAAUCAAAACAAUGGAACAAUUUUCAAAAGAUGAAAAUCCUAAAAAAAUUGAUUUAUCAAUUGGGGUAUAUAAAGACCCCCAAGGAAAUUGUUAUGAAUUUCCAUCAAUUAAACUAGCUAAACAAAUUUUAAAUAAAAACGAUCCUGGUAAUAAUUAUACUAAUAUGGGAGGUAUACCAAAUUUUUUAAAUGGUGCACAAGAUUUAAUAUUUGGCUCAAAAAUUAAACAACUGGGGAAAAUUGUAUCUUUACAGACUAUUUCAGGUACUGGUUCAUUGCAUAUUGCAAUGAUUUUACUUAGGGAAGUAGGUUUUAUAAAUUAUUAUAUAGGGACUCCUACUUGGCAAAAUUAUAUACCAAUGAUUGAACAUAUUAGAGGUAAUGUAAAAACGUAUAAUUAUUAUAAUGAAAUUGACAAAUCAAUUGAUUUUGAAAAUAUUGUGGAAGUAUUAAAUUCUGCUGAUUCAAAUUCAAUUUUUUUAUUUCAAACUUGUUGUCAUAAUCCUACUGGAACAGAUUUUACAAAAGAUCAAUGGGAAAAAAUAGUAAGUAUAGUGAAACAAAAAAAUUUAAAGUGUAUAUUAGAUACAGCAUACCAGGGAUUCCAAACUGGUAACUUAUCAAAGGAUAUAUGGCCCAUAACAUUAUUUUUUCAAAAAAAUUUAGAAUUUUUAGUAUGUCAAUCAUUUGCAAAAAAUAUGGGAUUAUAUUCAGAAAGAUGUGGUGCUUUACAUGUGGUUGUUCAAGAUAAAUCAUUGGUCUCUACUGUGAAAAGUCAACUAGUCAAAAUUUUUAGAAAUGAAUGUUCUUUUGCUCCUGCUUAUGGUUCAAGAUUAGCUAAUAUAAUUUUUGAAAAUUAUGAAUUAAGAAGGCAAUGGGAAAAAGAAAUUGAAAAUUGUUAUAAUAGAUUAAACAAUAUAAGAAAUGAGAUUUAUAAUAAGUUAACACAUGAAUUAAAAACUCCUGGAAAUUGGAAAUAUAUCAAAGAUCAAAAUGGUUUAUUUUGGUAUUCUGGUUUUAAUGAAAAACAAGUUAGUCAAUUGAUCCGUGAUUAUCAUAUAUAUGUAACUGAUAUUGGUAGAAUUAAUUUAGCUGGUUUAAAUGAUAAUAAUAUUGAAUAUUUUUGUAAUUCUAUUGAUAAAGUAAUUAGAUCUUGA
Molecule: messenger RNA, 1209 nt
Organism: Lodderomyces pseudojiufengensis
Lineage: Eukaryota; Fungi; Ascomycota; Pichiomycetes; Serinales; Debaryomycetaceae
Gene: AAT22
Product: Aat22p
Exons: 1
Coding region: 1-1209 (402 amino acids)
Biological process (GO): L-aspartate biosynthetic process
Cellular component (GO): cytosol
Molecular function (GO): L-aspartate:2-oxoglutarate transaminase activity; pyridoxal phosphate binding
Source: RefSeq, a predicted model, not a curated record